ACCUGGACCCAGCUGUGUGUCCCUGAAGAGUGACCGGUCUAUGAGAAACCCUGUAACAUUCAAAGAUGGACAUCAGUCUGAUGAACUAAGACCAGACUCUCCUGGACCUGGACCUGGACCCAGCUGUGUGUCCCUGAAGAGUGACCGGUCUAUGAGAAACCCUGUAACAUUCAAAGAUGGACAUCAGUCUGAUGAACUAAGAGUUCAGCAACAGAGAUCCCAAGUGAUCCCAAGAGACCUGGACCCCAUAUUUAAGCUGCUUGAAAAGAACAUUGUCAGCUUUAUGAAGAGCGAGCUGAAGAAGAUGCAAAAGGUCCUCAGUCCAGAUUACCCAGAAGGCUCUGCGGGUCAGAAGGAAGAUGAGGAGGUGUUGGACGGUGAGGAUGAAGAGCAGAGGAGGAGCAGCAGGGAAGCAUUUCUGAAGAUCACACUAAACCUCUUGAGAAGAAUGAAGCAGGAGGAGCUGGCUGACUGUCUGCAGAGCAAAACCAGUGCUGCAGUGUGCCAACAUGAACUCAAGUCUAACCUGAAGAAGAAGUUCCAGUGUGUGUUUGAGGGCAUCUCUAAAGCAGGGAACCCAACCCUCCUGAACCAGAUCUACACAGAGCUCUACAUCACAGAGGGAGGGACUGCAGAGGUCAAUAAGGAGCACGAGGUCAGACAGAUUGAAACAGCAUCCAGGAAACCACACAGACCAGAAACCCCCAUCAGACAAGAAGACCUCUUCAAAGCCUCGUCUGGAGGAGAGGAACCAAUCAGAACAGUGAUGACUAAGGGAGUGGCUGGCGUUGGGAAAACAGUCCUAACACAGAAGUUCACUCUGGACUGGGCUGAAGACAAAGCCAACCAGGACAUCCAGUUCACGUUUCCAUUCACGUUCAGAGAGCUGAAUGUGCUGAAAGAGAAGAAGUUCAGCUUGGUGGAACUCGUUCAUCAUUUCUUCACUGAAACCAGAGAAGCAGCAAUCUGCAGGUUUGAAGAGUUCCCGGUUGUGUUCAUCUUUGACGGUCUGGAUGAGUGUCGACUUCCUCUGGACUUCCACAACAAUGAGGUCCUGACUGAUGUCACAGAGUCCACCUCAGUGGAUGUGCUGCUCACAAACCUCUUCAGGGGGAACAUGCUUCCCUGUGCUCGCCUCUGGAUAACCACACGACCUGCAGCAGCCAAUCAGAUCCCUCCUGACUGUGUUGGCUUGGUGACAGAGGUCAGAGGGUUCACUGACCCACAGAAGGAGGACUACUUCGGGAAGAGGUUCAGAGAUGAGGAGCAGGCCAGCAGGAUCAUCUCCCACAUCAAGACCUCCCGAAGCCUCCACAUCAUGUGCCACAUCCCAGUCUUCUGCUGGAUCACUGCUACAGUUCUGGAGGACGUGUUGAAGACCACAGAGGGAGGAGAGCUGCCCAAGACCCUGACUGAGAUGUACAUCCACUUCCUGGUGGUUCAGUCCAAAGUGAAGAAGGUCAAGUAUGAUGGAGGAGCUGAGACGGAUUCACACUGGAGUCCAGAGAGCAGGAAGAUGACCGAGUCUCUGGGAAAACUGGCUUUUGAUCAGCUGCAGAAAGGGAACCUGAUCUUCUAUGAAUCCGACCUGACAGAGUGUGGCAUCGAUAUCAGAGCAGCCUCAGUGUACUCAGGAGUGUUCACACAGAUCUUCAGAGAGGAGAGAGGACUGUACCAGGAUCAGGUGUUCUGCUUCGUCCAUCUGAGUGUUCAGGAGUUUCUGGCAGCUCUUCAUGUCCAUCUGACCUUCAUCAACUCUGGUGUCAACCUGAUGGCAGAAAAACAACCAAGACCUAAAGGCCUUGGUUGGUCUAAAGUAUUGAGACCAGAACCUAAACUAAAACAUCUCUACCAGAGUGCUGUGGACAAGGCCUUACAGAGUCCAAAUGGACACCUGGACUUGUUCCUCCGCUUUCUCCUGGGUCUUUCCCUGCAGAGCAAUCAGAUUCUCUUACGAGGUCUGCUGCCACAGACAGGAAGUAGCUCACGGACCAAUCAGGAAACAGUCCAGUACAUCAAGAAGAAGAUCAGUGAGAAUGAUUCUCCAGAGAAAAGCAUCAAUCUGUUCCACUGUCUGAAUGAACUGAACGAUGGUUCUCUGGUGGAGGAGAUCCAACAGUCCCUGAGAUCAGGACGUCUCUCCACAGAUAAACUGUCUCCUGCUCAGUGGUCAGCUCUGGUCUUCAUCUUACUGUCAUCAGGAAAAGAUCUGGAGGUGUUUGACCUGAAGAAAUACUCUGCUUCAGAGGAGGCUCUUCUGAGGCUGCUGCCGGUGGUCAAAGCCUCCAACAAAGCUGUGCUGAGUGGCUGUAAACUCUCAGAGAGAAGCUGUGGAGCUCUGUCCUCAGUCCUCAGCUCCCAGUCCUCUAGUCUGAAAGACCUGGACCUGAGUAACAACAACCUGCAGGAUUCAGGACUGAAGCUGCUGUCUGCUGGACUGGAGAGUCCACACUGUGCACUUGAACACCUCAGUCUGUCACGCUGUGAGAUCUCAGAUGAAGGCUGUUCUUCUCUGGGAUCAGCUCUGAAGUCAAACCCCUCCAGUCUGAGACAACUGGAUCUGAGAGGAAACCGGCUGCAGGAUUCAGGAGUGAAGCUGCUGAGUGGUUUUCUGGAGAGUCCACAUUGUAGUCUGGAGACUCUGAGUCUGUCAGGGUGUCACAUCUCAGUUGAAGGCUGUUCUUCUCUGGGAUCAGCUCUGAAGUCAAACCCCUCCAGUCUGAGAGAACUGGAUCUGAGAGGAAACAAGCUGCAGGAUUCAGGAGUGAAGCUGCUGAGUGGUUUUCUGGAGAGUCCACAUUGUAGUCUGGAGACUCUGAGUCUGUCAUGGUGUGAGAUCUCAGAUGAAGGCUGUUCUUCUCUGGGAUCAGCUCUGAAGUCAAACCCCUCCAGUCUGAGAAAACUGGAUCUGAGCUUCAACCAGCUGCAGGAUUCAGGAGUGAAGCUGCUGAGUGGUUUUCUGGAGAGUCCACAUUGUAGUCUGGAGACUCUGAGUCUGUCAGGGUGUGAGAUCUCAGAUGAAGGCUGUUCUUCUCUGGGAUCAGCUCUGAAGUCAAACCCCUCCAGUCUGAGAAAACUGGAUCUGAGAGGAAACCAGCUGCAGGAUUCAGGAGUGAAGCUG
Cyclopterus lumpus (lumpfish) is the source of this 3121-nucleotide messenger RNA. RefSeq names its product NLR family CARD domain-containing protein 3-like. Gene Ontology annotation, molecular function: protein binding. The annotation marks the transcript as partial. Lineage: Eukaryota; Metazoa; Chordata; Actinopteri; Perciformes; Cyclopteridae. The transcript has 10 exons. The record is from RefSeq and is a predicted model, not a curated record.